This is a messenger RNA of Harmonia axyridis, 1099 nucleotides long. RefSeq lists its product as uncharacterized. Lineage: Eukaryota; Metazoa; Arthropoda; Insecta; Coleoptera; Coccinellidae. The coding region runs from base 312 to 866 and encodes 184 amino acids. The transcript has 2 exons. The record is from RefSeq and is a predicted model, not a curated record.
UAGAUUUUUAAAAUAAUAUCUAUUGAAAUUUCACAGAUAUGUUUGCAUACUGAUAGCAAAUUUUUGAUUAGUUGUAACACAUUUUUCAUCUGAGUAAUAAAAUUAUAGGACAAUUAUGUUUAGUGAAUUCAUUCAUCAAAUUAAUUCGAAUCGAGGAAGGAAAAAGAAGAAAAACAUGUAUAUUCUAUGAACAAAACUCAUAUACAUGUACAAGUCAAAGAUCCACCCUGUAUAUUCAAGAGCGCCGUAUAUUCAAGAGCGCCAUAUUUUCAAAAUUUGAUUCAGGCAGUUUGUGUGCAUAGUUUUUAAAAAUGGGGCUGUUGGAUGAUUUGGUGGAAAGAGUGUUCAAGAAGAAAGAGAAAAAAGAUGAAAACAAAGUUCAAAUAAUGCGGAGGGAAGAUACCUACUAUAAUGAGGAAAUGGUUGAAGGAGUUUUUGAAGAUUUUGUUGUUAUAGAACCUCCACCUAAAUAUACAAGGAACAUCUUUGAAGAAUUGGAACGUAUCAGAGUUGUUUCGAUAGGCUAUCACAAAAUGGUGGAACUUCAGGAAACACACGAAGACACCAACCUUCGUAAGAAGAUCCUUACAAGAAAUACACACAGCUAUGCGACAUCAUUCAAAGAUUUGAAUAAAGUAAGGCAAUCUUUUACGAAGCGCACUCAACGGCCUUCUCUUCCUAACAUUCGGAGCCCGCUUCCAGUCGAUAAAGAGUUGAACAUCUCGUCACUCGGUAAUAAUAAAAUUAAUAUAAGGCGCCCAACUGCAAAUCAAAAAAUUAACUUGCCUGCACAAGAAAGCUCAAAAACCUUGAAAGAAGAGCCUAGUGAGAAGCGGGAUUUAGAAUCUCACACCGGCAUUGUAUAAAAUUUUUUAUAUUAUUUAUGUUAUUUAUAUUAUUUAUAUUAUUUAUUUUAUUUAUUUAUAAAAUAUAUUAUGAACAUGUUUGUUAAUAAAUCUUAAUUUAUGUCAAUGUACACAUGUGAAUAAAAAUUGGAUCGAAAUAUGAAAUUUUGUAAUAGAUCUGGCCAAAACUCUCAGAAUCGAAAAUUAUCCAUUAUAUCAUAUUUUGAAGUCCCUCCUCCGCUAUUCUUUUUUGU